GACACUGUCCUGGGAAAGUCCUGCUGGCUAUCCAGACAAUUAUAAAAAUGUGUCCCCCGGGGUCAGUGUUCCAACCUCUUCACCCUCGGCAUCCAGCUGCUCCUCUCAGUGCUGGUCCAACAUGUGUCAAUCUCGCUACCUCCUCUUUUUGGCCACCCUUGCCCUCCUAAUCCUCGUCAGUUUGGCCAGGGUCAUUCCAGUCUCUGGACCUGCCAAGUGCCUUAGCCAGUCCCAAAACCUGCUGAAGACGACAGAGGACAUGGUGAAGACGGCCAGAGAAAAACUGAAACAUUACUCCUGCACUGCAGAGGACAUCGAUCAUGAAGACAUCACACGGGAUAAAACCAGCACACUGGAGGCCUGUUUACCUCUGGAACUGCACAAGAACGAGAGUUGCCUGGCUGCUAGAGAGACUUCUUCCAUAAUAAGAGGGAGCUGCCUGCCCCCACAGAGGACUUCUUUGAUGAUGACCCUGUGCCUUGGUAGCAUCUAUGAGGAUUUGAAGAUAUACCAGACAGAGUUCCAGGCCAUAAAUGCAGCGCUUCAGAAUCAUAAUCAUCAACAGAUCAUUCUGGACAAAAGCAUGCUGGGAGCUAUUGAUGAGCUGAUGCAGUCUCUGAAUCAUAACGGCGAGACUCUGCACCAGAACCCCUCCGUGGGAGAAGCAGAUCCUUACAAGGUGAAAAUGAAGCUGUGCAUCCUGCUCCAUGCCUUCAGCACCCGAGUCAUGACCAUCAACAGGGUGAUGAGCUACCUGAGCUCCUCCUGAAGGGCUCAGGGCCCUCCCCCACAGUGCCCUCUUCACAAGAAUCAGAACCAAAGAAAGGUUAAUAAGAGGAGGGCUAAGAAUCGAGAGGUCUUGGCCUGGUUGACCUUAAGCUCCCUCAGGAGUCUGUUCUCCUGUCACAGUCUCAUACCCCCCACAGGUGGCACAGCUACCUCAGCAUGGUCCCCUCCAUCCCGUCUCUAAUAUUUACUAUACAAGUUGUCUGUAAGUUUUCAUCAAAAUAUUGUUAAGGGGAGAAUGCGUCCUCUCUCAAGGCUUCAGCAGAAGAGCAAGAACCGAUAAGCUAUUAUUUUUGUGCCAAAGUGUAUGUGAAGACACUCAGUCACCCCUUAUUUAAAAAUAUUUAUUGUUAUAUUUUAUACUCAUGAAAGUAUAUGAGUCUAUUUAUAUUUAUUUAUUUUAUAUUUAUUAUAAUAUUUCUUAUCAGAUGAAUUUGAAACAUUUUUGAAACAUACCUUAUUUUGUGGUUCUAAUAAAGUAAUGUUGUAAGCACUUCACA
Mastomys coucha (southern multimammate mouse) is the source of this 1286-nucleotide messenger RNA. It is a transcript of the gene Il12a, whose product is annotated as interleukin 12A. Gene Ontology annotation, molecular function: interleukin-12 receptor binding; growth factor activity. Gene Ontology annotation, biological process: immune response. The transcript is spliced from 7 exons. The record is from RefSeq and is a predicted model, not a curated record. The coding region runs from base 122 to 769 and encodes 215 amino acids. NCBI's taxonomy places the organism in Eukaryota, Metazoa, Chordata, Mammalia, Rodentia, Muridae. Gene Ontology annotation, cellular component: extracellular region.